Venustampulla echinocandica is the source of this 1683-nucleotide messenger RNA. RefSeq lists its product as uncharacterized. The transcript has 6 exons. NCBI's taxonomy places the organism in Eukaryota, Fungi, Ascomycota, Leotiomycetes, Helotiales, Pleuroascaceae. The record is from RefSeq and is a predicted model, not a curated record. Gene Ontology annotation, molecular function: oxidoreductase activity. The coding region runs from base 1 to 1683 and encodes 560 amino acids.
AUGCAUUUUGAACGCUUCCUAUCCCCUGGUUUGCUAGCCGUGCUUGCUGUUGCUGGCGUUGUCGAGGCCAAGUUUUCCCUUUCAAAAGUCACAAGUGGUGUGGAUCAGCAAACUGGCGCAAGACCUGCCAGGAGGAAUAUUCUUGAUCUGCAAAAUGAUCUCCCCACAUGGUCUCUUUAUAUCCAAGGACUCACUGCUAUGCAAAAAGUCCCUGAAGACGAUCUGCUGUCCUAUUUUCAAAUAGCCGGCAUUCAUGGCAGACCCUUCUAUGCAUGGGAUAACUAUGAAAAAGACCCAGCUGCUCCGCUGGCUGGGUACUGCACGCACUUUAAUUUACUUUUCUCAAUAUGGCAUCGUCCGUAUCUGGCUCUUUUCGAGAAAAUCCUUGCAGGUCAUGUUCAAACAGUCGCAAAGGAGUAUAACUCCCAGAUCUAUCAGGAUGCCGCAGACAACUUCCGGAUCCCAUUCUGGGACUGGGCGGCUAUACCCUCAAUACCCGAUGUCGUAGCAGCACCAACCGUCAACAUCAACACACCUUCAGGGCCUAAAGAUGUCACCAACCCUCUCUACCAGUACAGUUUCCAACAAUUUCCUUUGAACGAUACCUGGUUUCCUAGCGAUCAAGAUGAGAAGCUGUCAACUUAUCCAGCGACAGUUCGAUGUCCUAAUCCAGAGGGGAUUUCUGAUCCAGCUCAAGCCAGUAGAGGUCUUGCGGCUAAUCAGCUGAUGAAAUACACUUAUGCCGUCUUUGCACAAACCAAGGAGUACAACAAAAUGGCAACGGGAGCUGUCGCAGGCGUUUCGUUCGAGUAUAUCCACAAUGUAGUCCACUACAGCGUCGGAGGGGGUGGAGGGCACUUCAUGGCCGGCCAUAUGUCUGCACAAACCUACUCUGCAUUUGACCCAAUUUUCUUUCUUCACCACGCGAACCUCGACCGGCUCGUCGCCCUCUGGGAGGCCAUCAAUCCCGAUCAAUUCCUCACUCCAGCUGUUGACGGAUCAGGUACCUUCACGCACCCCAUCGGCGAGAAUAUCACGGUCUCGACACCACUCACUCCUUUCACUACUGAUGAUGGGGUGACCCCUUAUAAUUCAAACACCGCACGCUAUACUAAAUUUUUCGGAUAUUCGUAUCCCGAAAUUCAGGACUGGCUCCCAGAACAAACUCCAGAGCAGCUUGCGAAAAACGUAACAGCGUUUGUCAAUACCGCGUAUAAUCCCACUAUGGCAUUAUCAGCCCGGAAUUCUGCAAGGGACACUGCCCAGAAUGGUCAGGUGAGGGAGUGGGCUGUGAGUAUCAGAGGUCUCAAUACUGCUCUUAGUGCGGAGGGCUAUGUCGUCGAUAUCUCUCUCAAUAACAGCCAUGUUGGCGAGAUGGUUGUUAUUGCACCGCCAAAGGCAGCGGUAGCAGCCGGCUUGAAUACGACCACAAAUCAUGUGAUUGAUCUGUCGGAAGAGUUGGGCAAGGUCGGUGUUGAUACCCAGGACGUUGGAGCAGUGGUGGAGUAUUUGAAGGCGAAUUUGGGUUCGAGUGUUCUUAAGGCCGAUGGUACUACGAUCCCAAGCACCCAAGUCCCUUCCCUAAGCUUAAUAGUGGACGAUAUCAUCGUCACGCUACCAAAGGACAUCACUGAGCUCCCAUCGUAUGGAACGAGAACGCCACAUUCGGACAUUACGUUAUGA